GCUUCUAUCUAACUAACUAACAAACUGAGUUCAGUUAAUUUGUUGUUGUAUGAAUGGUGUAGUCAAAUGCCUUUACUCUCUGCAAUCAACACUUCCACUCUCCCACUCACCUUCAAAUCCCACCCAUUUCGUAACCCCUCUUGUUUCCUCCAAACCCUGAACGCAAACCCUAACUCCGAUUCCGGUUCCGACGAUGAUUCCCGCAACAAUUCCGCCACUCUCACUCUCUCUUCCUCCCGUGCCCUCGCCUCCGCCCUUCGUAAAGUCUCCAUCUCACCCGUCGACUUCACUCAGCGGCUCGAGAAAGAUCGCAAAAACGGACCAGUUCAUCCUAGCCCUGACUUUCACAGACUCUGCCUCCAACAACUUCACCUAUUUCGUAGAAUCGUCCCUGAAUCCUUCCUCUCAGUGUAUGUUAGACCGGCGGGUAGUUAUGUGAUGGAUCAGUUGGAGUUGCGGAGGGUUGCACUGUACCCUGAAGAAGAUUCUGAAUCAGAGGAAGAAGGCAUUGUCAUUCUCGUUGGUCAUUUUCAUGCUCAGGCCGGCUUGCGAGCAGCGGAAACAGCUCUUUCCGAAUUGCAAGUUAAUGUUGUCCCUGAAUGUAAGGCUAUAGUUCUUCCCAUGGUUAAACACCCAUUUGUUGUUGGUUUCUUGGUUGCUGAGCUUCCACUUGUAGAGCUCGAAACUUGCGAGAAGAAGGCUCAGAGUGAUAGGUCAAAUAACCGUGUAUCUAGGAAGGAAGUUUAUUCACUUUCUCCUUUUUUGGAUUUGGACAAAAAGUCAUGGGAAACUCAGACCCCUCGGGUCAAGGAUGAGCCGGUUUGUAUGCGCAACUUCACUUCCGAUCAAAGAUCAAAUGCUGUUGAUAUUUCACAGUCUCUGGCUAUGGCAUAUGUUAUGGAUCAGAAAGCAAUGUUACUUCAGCAAUCAACAUGGCAAAAUAAUGUCAGGAUGAAUAAUUUGGUUGAGCAAAUCCAUGGUCCACUUUCAAGCAUUCAAUCCUUGAGUAAAAUCCUGUCUACACAAACAAAGAAAAGCCAGAUUUCACAUGACAUUGUUGAGGAUAUCUUGGUGCUAGGUGAUCGUUUGAGGGAUGUUCUCCAUCAACUUCAGGAUGCUGUAUACGUGACGAAGGCACAUGGCUAUAGUGCAUCUCAUCUACAAUUUUUGUCGAGUAUGCAGACUAAUAUUAUGCGCCACAAUGAAGAAGCAAUCAAGAAAAUGAAUCACAUGCUUGCUGAAUCAGAAAAAACUCAAUUGUUAGAUAGUUCUCCAGUGGACAGCUCUGCAAAUAAAAUGAAUAAAUCUGGUGAACCACCUUCUCUUAGUGCUGCUGCCAAGGAUAUUGAGAUGCCCUUACCACCUUUAGCUCUUUCUCCAUUACAACUUGGAAUCAGACCGUGCAAUGUUUCUGAAGUAUUGGUAGACAUGGUUGAUACAAUCAGACCUCUUGCUCUGAAUCAAAAACGUGUAAUAGAACUAAGUCAGCUUUCAUCACCUUUGCUAGCUGCUGUAGCAGAACCUGAAUUGCGCCAGGCUUUCAGCAACCUUAUUGAAGGUGCUUUACUGCGUACACAUGUUGGAGGAAAGGUUGCAAUUGUGUCUAAUGCUACACCGGCUGGCGAUACCCUCGUAUGUAUUGAUGAUGAUGGACCUGAUAUGCACUAUAUGACGCAGAUGCAUUCACUCACACCAUACGGACAAGAACUCUUGGCUGAAGGUAUGGUUGAAGACAAUAUGACAUGGAACUUUGUUGCUGGGCUGACUAUUGCCCGUGAGAUACUGGAGAGUUAUGGCUGUGUCGUGCGCAUUAUAUCACCUCGGACCAAAGAUGGUCCGCUUGGAGCUGGGGGAACUCGUGCAGAACUUUGGCUUCCUGCACCAGUUAUGAAAUCUAAUGUAUAGCAUGAGUUUGAGGUUACAUGGAAGAUAAAUUGACACUCUCAAACAGUUCCGCCUAACGGCACCCGAAAGUUGAGAAAGAAUAAGAUUGUAUGGUAAAUAUUAAUCAUGCAAAAGAUUCUGUAUAUAGUACUUAAAGUUUCCUUUUGUUGCAUAAUCAAUUUUAUGGUUAUGUUGAAAAUAUCAUGUAAUUUGUAAACAAUGUAUUACUUCAUAUAGAAAGGUGCGCGGUUUAAGAGAA
Molecule: messenger RNA, 2143 nt
Organism: Lathyrus oleraceus (garden pea)
Lineage: Eukaryota; Viridiplantae; Streptophyta; Magnoliopsida; Fabales; Fabaceae
Product: chloroplast sensor kinase, chloroplastic
Exons: 9
Coding region: 67-1905 (612 amino acids)
Source: RefSeq, a predicted model, not a curated record